CGCGGUGCUGCGCAGGCGCAGUCGGUGCGCCGGGCUGCCAAGAUGUCGUUCCCCGAGUACAAGCCGUCGCGCCUCGCCUCCUUGCCCACUACUCUCGACCCAACUGAAUACGACGUAUCUUCAGAAGCCCGGAAGGCGCAAGCCGAGCGGUUGGCCAUAAGGUCCCAGCUUAAAAGGGAGUACCUACUUCAGUACAAUGACCCCAACCGCCGAGUGCUCAUCGAAGAUCCUGCCUUGCUUCGUUGGACCUACGCAAGAUCAGCAAAUGUCUAUCCUAAUUUCAGACCUACUCCCAAGACCUCGCUCUUAGGAGCUCUGUUUGGAAUUGGGCCCCUCUUCUUCUGGUAUUACGUUUUCAAAACUGAAAGAGAUAGGAAAGAAAAACUUAUCCAGGAAGGAAAAUUGGAUCGAACAUUUAAUAUCUCAUAUUAAGUCUGGCAAUGAUGAUUGUAUGUCUUAAGUUAAAUAAAUCUUCUAUUAAUCAUUAA
Manis pentadactyla (Chinese pangolin) is the source of this 488-nucleotide messenger RNA. RefSeq names its product NADH:ubiquinone oxidoreductase subunit B4 (gene NDUFB4). The record is from RefSeq and is a predicted model, not a curated record. Bases 43 to 432 code for a protein of 129 amino acids. Gene Ontology annotation, cellular component: mitochondrion. Lineage: Eukaryota; Metazoa; Chordata; Mammalia; Pholidota; Manidae. The transcript is spliced from 3 exons.